Messenger RNA from Paramecium octaurelia, 453 nucleotides. The record is from the annotation of a GenBank genome assembly. NCBI's taxonomy places the organism in Eukaryota, Ciliophora, Oligohymenophorea, Peniculida, Parameciidae.
AUGAAAAGAAGAAUUGUGUAAAUAUUGGGGGUCCACGGCUAUCCUCAAUUCAUUUCAGAACAAUUCCAGUAGCACUAUCAAAAACUCUUGUUUGUGUAAUCUUAAUUGUACAAUUAGAGACCAUCAGAAAAUCCAUUGCAUUUACAAAAUCAACUUACUCUGUGUAUAUUUCAAAAUUAUCACUAAUUCUAAUUGUUGAAGAAUUCCAUUCGAAUCUUAGAACACUCAUAGAUCCCUCAUUACGUAAUAGGGAUCGCGUGUCCCCCUGUUGAUGACACCCAAGAAUAGGAAGUAAAUAUAUCAUUCCAAUAGUAUCUACAAUUCAAUGUUAUUCUCAUCGACUCAUUCUCAUUGUAAUUUUGUGAAUUGGAAGAAAUAAACCAAGACAAGCCAAUAGAUUUAGCUGAAUUGAAGGAUUUCAAAAAUUCAUAAAAAUGCUGUAUUAUUUCUUGA